UAUCACGCUCCUAUAUCCAAAAAGAUGGCUUCCUUACAAACCCUGUCUUCAACAAUUUCGCGCCUAAAUCUGCUCCAAAGAUCCUCAUUUAAUUACUCACUAACGUCUCUUAAACUACUUAAAUUUUAUGAACAACGAAUAAUAAGACCCGCGCGGUCGCCUCUCAGUUUUUCUACUCUAUCAAACCGUUCUUCCACUUUUAAGCCGAUCAAGAUGAGCUCUAAAGAUGAUUUAAUUGUUCUUGGCAUUGAAACCAGUUGUGAUGACACUGCGGCUGCUGUUGUGAGAGGGAGUGGUGAAAUUCUCAGCCAAGUUGUGUCUUCUCAGGCAGAUCUGCUUGUUCAAUACGGAGGUGUUGCUCCUAAAAUGGCAGAAGAAGCACACUCGCAAGCAAUUGAUCCGGUUGUGCAAGAAGCACUUGAUAAAGCUAAUUUAACUGAAAGAGAUCUUUCUGCAGUUGCUGUUACUAUUGGUCCUGGUUUAAGCCUUUGUCUUCGUGUGGGUGUGCAAAAAGCUCGAAACAUUGCUAGUCGCUUCAAUUUACCGGUUGUUGGUGUUCAUCACAUGGAGGCUCAUGCUUUAGUAGCCAGGUUAAUUGAACGGGAGUUGCAGUUUCCUUUCUUAGCUCUGCUUAUAUCAGGCGGUCACAAUCUACUUGUUCUUGCACAUAAUCUUGGUCAAUACACACAGCUUGGAACAACCAUAGAUGAUGCAAUAGGUGAAGCAUUUGACAAGACGGCGAAAUGGCUUGGUCUUGAUUUGAGGAGGAGUGGUGGGCCAGCUGUUGAGAAACUUGCUCUUGAGGGUGACUCUCAGGCUGUCAAAUUCUCAACUCCAAUGAAACAACAUAAAGAUUGCAACUUCUCAUAUGCUGGUCUGAAGACGCAAGUGAGACUGGCAAUUGAAUCCAGAAAUAUUGAUGCCACAAUACCCAUUUCUUCAGCAAGUAGUCAAGAUAGAAAUUCCCGAGCUGAUAUAGCUGCCUCUUUUCAGCGAGUUGCAGUAUUACAUCUAGAGGAAAGGUGUCAACGAGCAAUUGAAUGGGCAUUGAAGAUUGAGCCUUCUAUCAAACAUCUGGUAGUCUCUGGAGGCGUUGCAUCAAACAAGUAUGUUAGGGCUCGACUUGAUCAGGUUGUUAGAAAGAACAGCCUGCAACUAGUGUGUCCUCCUCCUAGCCUUUGUACUGACAAUGGUGUAAUGGUGGCAUGGACUGGCAUUGAGCACUUUUGUGUGGGAAGAUACGAUCCUCCACCCUCUGUCAUUGAGCCUGAAGAUUUUGUGUAUGAUUUGCGGCCAAGGUGGCCACUGGGGGAGGAAUAUGCUGAAGGAAGAAGUGAAGCUCGCUCCUUAAGGACGGCUAGGAUUCAUCCAUCUCUUACAUCUCUUAUCCAAGCAUCUAUGCAACAACAAUCGUAGCCCACUUGUUAAAAUUGGCAACAUGAUACCUCAAUUUUGAUGUUAAAUCCUCAUCAACUUUAUAUAUUCAUUUUCAUAAGAUUGGCUUUGCUCUGACAUUGCCAAACCACUGUACAAUUUGCAUGCAAGUAAGACUUUGAUUGUGUAACUGUAUAUUUUUACAUGUGACCUAUGUAAUUAAA
Messenger RNA from Pistacia vera, 1598 nucleotides. Its product is annotated as probable tRNA N6-adenosine threonylcarbamoyltransferase, mitochondrial. The record is from RefSeq and is a predicted model, not a curated record. Gene Ontology annotation, biological process: tRNA threonylcarbamoyladenosine modification. Bases 25 to 1416 code for a protein of 463 amino acids. Lineage: Eukaryota; Viridiplantae; Streptophyta; Magnoliopsida; Sapindales; Anacardiaceae. The transcript is spliced from 13 exons. Gene Ontology annotation, cellular component: mitochondrion.